Messenger RNA from Eriocheir sinensis (Chinese mitten crab), 762 nucleotides. RefSeq names its product solute carrier family 22 member 8-like. Bases 1 to 762 code for a protein of 253 amino acids. Gene Ontology annotation, cellular component: membrane. The transcript has 4 exons. Gene Ontology annotation, molecular function: transmembrane transporter activity. Lineage: Eukaryota; Metazoa; Arthropoda; Malacostraca; Decapoda; Varunidae. Gene Ontology annotation, biological process: transmembrane transport. The record is from RefSeq and is a predicted model, not a curated record.
AUGGCCAAGCUGCUGAAGCCGUCCAGACUGGACACAGAUCCCAGCUCACCCACUGCAGCCAAAGAGUGGAAGCACUGGUAUAAAACAUUCACUAUCUUCAUAGAAGAAAGUGGAGAUGCUGCACCAAACAAGUUUAGGGCGUUAGUGAAUUGUGUGUCCCCAAGUGUGUAUGAAGUCAUUGAGGACUGUGGAACUUUUGAGAGUGCAAUCACCAAACUGGAGAGUGCUUAUGUCAAGUUGCCGAAUGAAGUUUUUGCCAGGUUUGGACGGCGGCCCAUGGCGGUGGCGAGUACUUUGGUGCUAGUCUCAACGGGGAUAUGUACGAGCUGGCUGCCGAAUGUUAACUUGAUCAUCAUUGCUCGAUUCUUGUUAGGAUUUUGCCACAUGUCGGGUAAAGGAGCUGUUUAUGGUUUAGUGAUGGAAACCGUUCCCCCUCGAAUGCGGGCCAUAGUGGGGAUGGCCACAGGCGUCGGCUGGGGAUUAACUGUUGCAGUGCUUGGCGGGCUGGGUUACUACAUCAGAGAAUGGCGCCGCCUCCAGCUGCUGAUGUCUCUCCCGUUCAUCCUUCUCUUUCCAGCUGUUUUGUUAAUGGACGAAUCCCCUCGGUGGCUAAUCGUGCACGGACGCAGGGGAGCAGCUUUCCGGGUGCUGACUAAAGUUGCGGCCUGGCACAGAGUUCGAUUACCCCCAGCUUACAGGAUCAACAACAUCAUGGAUAAAAUUCUUGCAAAGGUAAGUAUAGAAUUUUCUGAUGACUUAUAA